Molecule: messenger RNA, 2268 nt
Organism: Sclerotinia borealis F-4128
Lineage: Eukaryota; Fungi; Ascomycota; Leotiomycetes; Helotiales; Sclerotiniaceae
Source: the annotation of a GenBank genome assembly
AUGCAGAAUUCAUACAUGCCCAUGCUGGAACCCGACCACCAAGAUGGCUGGCCCUUCAAAGUCCGCCAAAUAAGCCGAAGAUUUAUCGGCCAUCAAAUUUCGGAAAAAGCUCCCCCAAGAUUACAUGAAAGACCCAUGUUGGUCCAGACUCCCGAAUUGGAUUUGUUAGAAAUCCUCUCGUCUACCGUCAACACCACACCCGCAGCAAGCAUCAAUGUCAGACCAGCUUAUCAACGACAAACUACGCUUGAAGAUCCUAGACGAUUUAAUGUUCUCGAUACAAAAGCCAAUCAAGAAUCAAGUGUAUUCAAGAGUUUGAAGAGGAGAAUACCGGAUAGAUAUAGAACUCGUCGUCCAGAUUCAUCUCUCGCGACGAGGGCAACACCCACUUCUUUGGGUUUCGGCAGAGAUGGAAGAACUUCGAUGGAUUUGGAUGCUAAUGAUUUGCCGGGUGUAUACAUGGCAAGACCAGCCACACCAAAAUUUAUGUCUAAAACUCGGGAAAGCUCUCCUGUCCGCGCUGCAAGAUCUAUCAGAACGAAAGUAUCUCGAAAGUUCUCGAGAAAGGGAAAGGGAUACAAGUUAGCGAGUGAUGCCGAUGCAGCUUAUCCCCCCGAUCUCAAGAUAAUAUCCCCGGAUCCUGUGGCCAAUCAUCCUGCAUGUAUAUAUGACGCAACUACAUCUGCAUUUCCUUGCAACCCAGAACAUUCAUCAUCCACCCGACCCAAAUCUCUCCGUCGAUUAUUUUCUCGCAAAGAUCUUUGCAGACCUACUACAUCCACUUCUACAUCAACCUCUAAUUCUCGUCCACCAUUACCCAGCAUGAAUUCAAUUACCGUACGGAAAAUGUUCUCCAGUUCUAGUAUCCGACAAAACGGGAACAUCGUGACGGAUCUUCCGGUCAUGGAGGCUGAGGAAAUUCAAUCGCCACCGCCUGCUUAUAGUGCUUCGAUGGAUUUUGCGACCAAGGCAAAGCUUGAGGUGGACUUAUUGGAACAUCCUGCGCUUGCUGGUUCAAGUGCUGGAUAUAAUACAUCGAAUUCACGCUACGAAUCUCAACUCCAAUCUCAAAUUUCAAAUCUUCUCGAGUCUACCAUCGUAACCACAGCCACAGCACCAACGCAAUCUCACAGCCAUAACUCAAGCAAUGCCCCCCGUCCCUCUAUGGCCCAAACAGUGCGCUACCCACUCGAUCUCUACAUCAGCAACACCAUAACCACCUACCCCACCCACGACACCGUCGCUCCCCUUCUAAUUCGCAAAGCCGCCCGAGGCCCCUCCCCCACCCCCUUCACAACCCUCACCCGAUCCCUCUCAGACUUUGCAUCUAAAUCGCGAUCCCAAUCAUCACGCCCCACGCCAGCCCCUCGCUGCCAAUCCCAAGACACCGGCACUCAGCAUCUCUUCCCCAAACCCCCACGCCCAACAAGUACAAACAGGCGUUCCAAAUCCUAUUACACAUUAGGCAGCGCAGAGUCUGCAGUACCAGGUAUAUCGAGAAGCACGACCGUUUCGAACGCGCGGCGCAAUUCGCGUAUUUCUGCUACUACUUUCUCUGCAAAUGCAAAUGUACAUGUACAUUCAAAUGCAUAUGCGAGAAAUUCGACUUCGACUAUUAGGAAUGUGCCGCGCGAAAUGGGGUUUUUGCCUAUUAAAGCUGCUCCUGCACCGGGUGCAUUAAGGAAUUUUUCGAGACCGGGUACUGCAAGGACUCAGACUCAGACGGAAGGGGAUGUACUAGAUGGUGUACAUGAUGAGGUACGGAAUGAGGUAUACAAUGGAGCAAAGAAAAACAUGCAGAUGCAGAGAAAUGCACAAAUGCCACGACGAGCUGCGAAACCGGAUUUCUUGAAAUUGUUCGAUGUGCCUAAUUUGAUGAUGGAUUGUGUGGGGGGGUAUGAUGAUUAUGGAUAUGGGGAUGGAUAUGGGGGUGGAUAUGGGAAUGGGGAGUAUACGUAUUCUACGGGGAAGAUGAUUAGGGAGGUUAUUGGGGGUGGUGCAGGUGUAGGUGGAGGUGGGAGUGGCUUGGGCUUGAAUAGUGAGGGUGCUCAGGGUGGUGAUAGUGAUAGGGUGGAAUUUAUGAAAUUUAUUGCGGAUGCGAGAGAGGCUAGGGCUAGGGAGGAGGUACCUAGGGUUGUAGGGAGUGGGAAUGGGAGAGGGAGAGGGAGUGGGAGUGGGAGAUGGGGAGGGAGAGAGGGGGUUGUGGGGAUUAAUAUGCAUAUGGGUAUGGGGAGUUUGAGGAUGAGGGAUUCGGUUGCGAGGGUGUGA